Sugiyamaella lignohabitans is the source of this 1002-nucleotide messenger RNA. RefSeq names its product replication factor C subunit 2 (gene RFC2). Gene Ontology annotation, biological process: DNA-templated DNA replication; DNA repair. The transcript has a single exon. The record is from RefSeq and is a predicted model, not a curated record. The coding region runs from base 1 to 1002 and encodes 333 amino acids. Gene Ontology annotation, cellular component: DNA replication factor C complex; nucleus. Gene Ontology annotation, molecular function: ATP hydrolysis activity; ATP binding; DNA binding. Lineage: Eukaryota; Fungi; Ascomycota; Dipodascomycetes; Dipodascales; Trichomonascaceae.
AUGCUCUUCUACGGCCCUCCUGGUACUGGUAAAACCUCGACUAUUUUGGCAUUGGCUAAAGAAUUAUACGGUCCCGAGCUCAUGAAAAGUCGAGUACUGGAACUAAAUGCUUCAGAUGAGCGUGGUAUCUCAAUUGUCCGUGAAAAGGUCAAGAACUUUGCCAAAACUGUGGUUUCAACGCCGACUGAAUACCAACGCACUCAUUAUCCAUGCCCUCCAUAUAAGAUUAUUAUUUUGGAUGAAGCCGAUUCAAUGACCAGUGAUGCACAAUCUGCCCUUCGUAGAACUAUGGAAACAUACUCGAAAAUUACCAGAUUUUGUCUUAUUUGUAACUAUGUUACGCGGAUAAUUGAUCCACUGGCUUCUCGUUGUUCGAAAUUCCGCUUCAAACCCCUAGACCAAUCUAAUGCCCUUGACAGACUAGAAUUUAUCGCUAAACAAGAAAAUGUCAAGUACGAGCUUGAUGCCUUGACGAGGCUCAUGGAUGCCUCCAAUGGUGAUCUCCGUAAAGCUAUCACCCUGUUACAAUCCGCUUCAAGGCUCAACACACUAUCAAGUGAUAAAGUUGGGGAUAGUGGUUUAAAUGAAGCAGAUUUUGAGGACGAUGAUGAUGACGUACAGAUGACUGAUGCUACAGAGGUAAAAGCCAACCCUGCAUCUGACAAGGUUACUGUAUCUAUGGUGAAUGAAAUCUCGGGCACGGUUCCCGAAGAGACUGUAGACGGCCUUGUAGCAGCCUGCAGGUCUGGAACGACCUUUGACAAGGUAUUCCAAUCUGUGCAACAGUCCGUGGAGGAUAUUGUGCUUAGCGGCUGGAGUGCUGGUCAACUCAUCAGCCAAGUCCAUGACAAGCUCCUCAAUGAUGAAUACAUCACCUCAACGCAGAAAAGCGGUAUAUCUUUGGUUUUGUCCGAAACAGACAAGAAUCUUAAUGAUGGCUCUGACGAACACUUGGCUCUGCUUAGCACAAUGACCCGUAUUUCAAAAAUUCUAGUUAGUUGA